This is a messenger RNA of Beta vulgaris subsp. vulgaris (sugar beet), 1496 nucleotides long. Its product is annotated as protein DUF642 L-GALACTONO-1,4-LACTONE-RESPONSIVE GENE 2. The transcript has 3 exons. The record is from RefSeq and is a predicted model, not a curated record. Lineage: Eukaryota; Viridiplantae; Streptophyta; Magnoliopsida; Caryophyllales; Amaranthaceae. Bases 108 to 1223 code for a protein of 371 amino acids.
CAUUCAGUUCCAGCAUCUAGCAGCAGUUAUUUAUAUGAUCAAUUAGUCUCAUCGUUUAUUGCAAUUGCACAAUAUCGUGUCACAAAUUAUCUCUCUAGAAUAUAGAAAUGGUAACUCCAUUCCCUUCUCUUUGCCUUGUGCUACUCUUUUUGUCGAUAAGUAGCAGCUGUUAUAUUGCUGCUCCAGUCAAUGUCGCUCCUCUUGAUGGGCCUCUUCCAAAUGGAAACUUUGAAGAAGGACCAAAACGAUCAAACCUUAAGGGGAAGGUAAUCGUUGGAAAAUACUCCCUUCCCAAAUGGGUGAAAAAAGGUUUAGUACAAUAUGUAUCCGGUGGACCUCAACCAGGUGGGUUUUACUUCGCAGUUCCUCGUGGCGUACACGCGAUAAGGCUAGGAAAUCAUGCCUCUAUAUCCCAAUAUUUAAGAGUGGAGAAGGGAUCAUACUACUCUCUUACUUUUAGUGCAACAAAGACUUGUGUGGAAGAUGAGAUUUUGGAAGUAUCAGCUUCUAAAGAGACGGUUGAUUUACCAAUUCAAACAAUGUAUAGUAGCAAUGGAGGGGAUACCUAUGCUUGGGCCUUUCAAGCUACUUCUAAUAUUGUUAAGGUUACUUUCUAUAACCCUAACAUUCAAGAAGAUCGCACUUGUGGACCACUCUUAGAUGCCAUUGCCAUCAAGAAGAUGUUGCCUCUCCCCAAACCAAUAGGAAACCUUGUUAAAAACGGAGACUUUGAAAUAGGUCCUCAUGUAUUCGAGUAUUUCUCAACUGGGGUGCUUUUACCUCCACAUUCAAUGGACGUUGUUUCUCCACUUCCUGGUUGGAUCGUUGAAUCGCUUAAACCAGUAAAAUACGUUGAUUCGGCACAUUUCGCCGUACCUUCAGGAUCCUUUGCUGUUGAGUUAGUUGGAGGUAGAGAAAGUGCCAUAGCUCAAAUCAUAAGAACAAAACCUAACAAAUCCUACCUUAUGACCUUCAACAUCGGAGAUGCCGAAAAUGGUUGCCAUGGAUCAAUGGUUGUGGAAGCAUUUGCUGCUAUGGAAAAUGUUAAAGUUCACCAUGAGUCUGAUGGAAAGGGUGGUUUUACGCAUGCAAGUCUUAAGUUUCAGGCUAUCUCUGAUCGUACUAGAAUAACAUUUUGGAGUGCACAUUAUCACACUAAUGUUGAGGAUUUUGGGCACAUGUGUGGUCCUAUCUUGGAUGAUGUUACUGUUGUACCUCUUUAAUGAUUCAAUAUAGCAUGAUUGGUAUGUAGGUGGUGAUAUUAAAUAUGACUAUGAAAAACUAGAUCAGACUCAAAAAAUUAUGAAAGACUGGCUAGAUUUACAUUUUUAAUUUUCGAAAAAUCCAUUGUAGGCUACUCUAUUUUUUAUAGUCAUAAAUAAUAUAUCAUCAUAGAAAUAUAUACUUAUAUUAUAUAUAAUUUUGGAUGUACUAGACGGUUAUAUAAUUUAUAUCGUCUUAGGAAAGCUAUAUGUAAUAAAUUGAUCUUGAAAUUA